AUGGAUGAGUUUGAGGAGGACAGUGCAGUUCCCCAGCUCAGAGGAGACCAACAGGUGGGAGAGCAGCAGCCAUCUGAUCGGCCAGUCCUGCCCACAGGGAGCCAGGAUGAGAUGGAGGACCAGGGAAAGCCCACUCAGGGACGGGGGCAGGACAGUGGUGAGGAGUGGGACACUGAUCUGGAAAAAGACGAUGCCACAAAUAAGAGACAGAAUUUAUCCCGUGCGGAGCUGUACCUGCGGGCCUGUCAGCGGACAGGGGCCGUUCCUGUUUCCUCCUUCCUCCGUCACUUGGGAGAAGCCACCCUCAACCUGAACCACUAUGGUGUGGGACCUCGGGGGGCCAAAGCUCUGGCCACAGCUCUGCAAAACGACAGUGAUGUCACCAACCUUGAGCUGGAGGACAACGCGCUUCGGGCACAGGGGACACGCUACCUGAUGGAGAUGCUUCAAACAAACAUGAGCAUUCAGUGUCUAAAUCUUUCCAACAACCAGCUGCACCUUGAAGGAGCAGCCGUCGUCUCCAAAAUGCUGUGUGACAAUUAUUACAUCAAAUCCAUCAAACUCGCAGGAAAUUAUUUGGAUGAUUCUGCUGCUAAAUACUUUGCUGAUGCUUUAAAGGGCGACUAUGUGGUCAAAGUACUGGACCUCAGUGACAACAAGUUCUCUGAUACAGGAGGAGAGCACCUCGGUCACAUGUUAGCCACAAAUGUAGGCAUUGAAGUCCUGAAUCUGAGCUGGAAUCAGAUUGGUAAGCGCGGUGCAGUGGCUUUGAGUGCUGGGCUGAAGGUAAACUCGACUCUGAAGGAGCUCCAGCUGUCGUGGAACAGUUUUGGCAAGAAUGAGGCAGAGUCACUGGGUCAAGCACUGAAACAAAACAGCACGCUGGUGCUGCUGGACCUCAGCAGUAACAUCAUAGAUGAUCAGGCUGUGGCACUGCUCUGCCAGGGCCUAGCCACCAAUGACACCCUCAGGGUCCUCAAGCUCUCCCAUAACCCUAUGACUGACAUCGGAGCUGUGACGCUGCUCAAAACAGUUAAAAAAAACACAAAAUCAGCGUUGGAGGAGAUCGAUAUUUCUACAGUGUUUGUGUAUGAGGCCUUUGUGGAGCUGCUGGAAGAAGUCAGUCAGAUGCGUCCUGCUAUGGAUGUCCGGUACAGAGUCCUGAGCUUCGUCACCAGGAACUUGUCUGCCCUCCAGAUCUUUCAGAAAGCCCUUGAAGAGCGAAAUGAGAGCAUCAUGGAUUUCUUCCAGGCCUUGGAUAAAGAGGGAACCAUGAAGGUCUCCACCUCUGCCUUUAGAAAUGCUGUUAAGACAGCUAACAUACCUCUGAGUCAGCGACAGCUUGAUUGGUUGAUCAGGAAGUUUGACAGGACGUGCACAGCCAGCAUAAUCUACAGUCAGCUUGCUGAGCUCUCAUAG
Messenger RNA from Toxotes jaculatrix (banded archerfish), 1419 nucleotides. Its product is annotated as leucine-rich repeat-containing protein 74A-like. The transcript has 13 exons. Bases 1 to 1419 code for a protein of 472 amino acids. The record is from RefSeq and is a predicted model, not a curated record. Lineage: Eukaryota; Metazoa; Chordata; Actinopteri; Toxotidae. Gene Ontology annotation, molecular function: calcium ion binding; protein binding.